GGGGAGAGAGAGAGAGAGAGAGAAAGAGGGAGACAGCCGGAGCGCCACGGUUAUUUCGCCCAGGCUCCGGCCGAGCCUGUGUGGUCCACGGCGCUGGGAUGUCCUUUGAUACGCUGUUGCUAAGGAAAUGGAUGGCUUCAAUGGGUCCGCGGUCCGGGCUGUGUUCUCCUGCUCGCCCCCUCACAGGCAGACUGUCUUUCUGUGUGUGACUGUGUGUGUUUACAGGGACCACUGCGAACAACGUGACGCGUCAGCGCUAGCUCUGCACCAGCCGGGCACAGUGGAGCCACCGCUGAGGUGCUGAGGUGCUGGAGAUUUGACCGGCAGCUGGUACACCACAAAAGGAAGGAGGAGGCGGCUGGGCAGUGGGGUCAAGGAGCCUGGCUGGCGCUGGGUGAAUGCAGCCUGGCGCGGAGAACGGCUGAGGCGGCGGCGGCGGCAUUUACCUGAAAAAAAGGAGCAUGGCAUCCACGGGCAUGCAGAUAUUUGGAUUUGUCCUAGCGCUGCUGGGUAUCAUGGGUGCCAUGGUGGCUACUCUGCUGCCCAACUGGAAGGUCAGCGCAGACGUGGGCUCCAACAUCAUCACGGCGAUCUCCCAGAUGCAGGGUCUGUGGAUGGACUGCACAUGGUACAGCACGGGCAUGUUCAGCUGCACACUUAAGUAUUCAGUGCUUUCACUACCUGCGUACUUGCAGACUGCCCGCACCACCAUGGUACUCUGCUGCGUACUUGCUGCCAUGGGUCUCUGCCUUGCAUCCUUGGGACUAAAAUGCACACGUUGGGGGGGUGGACGGCGCUCCAAGCGGCACGCUGCGAUUGCCAGUGGUGCCUGUUUUGUUGCUUCGGGCUUUCUGUGUCUGGUGCCUGCUUCCUGGUUUACCAACGAGGUUAUCACCAACUUCCUGGACUCAAGUGUGCCCGAGAGCAAUAAGUUUGAGCCUGGGGGAGCAGUGUAUGUGGCCUUUGUUUCAGCAGGAUUCCUCUUUGUUGGGGGGUCCAUCUUCUGUAUGUCCUGCUCGGGGAAGAGGCAUGGCCCCCAGGAUCUGGUCCUGCUCCCUCCCCCUGACAAAUUGCUGCUCCAGCAGCAGCAACAGCAACAGCUGCUUCAGCAGCAGCAGGAGCUCCAGCAUCAGUACUGCUCUCUCUCCCCAUUAGACAAUAAGACUGGCUACAGCCUGCAGGACUACGUGUAAUAAAACAGUGCUGUGUAUGCUACGGCUAAAAGGAGACGAGCCUGAGGGGAAACCAUCACGGCUUAUGCUCCACUCCAGGCUCUUCUCCAGAUGGAGGAGGAGAAAGAAAUGAAAAAGGAGGGCAACAACUUUGAAUUCAUUUCCCUCUUCCUUGCUCUUCUACCUUUUUCUGUUUUGCAAGCACAAACAGUGGAGGUAUUCCCUGAGCAGCGCCUUGGAACAAACAAUGUGAAUGUGCAAGGAGCCAGGAUAAGGUGCUGCCGCAUCCAAGGGAGCCGCUAACCAAAUGCAGACAUCCUUCAUCAGUAAAUCACAGAAAGAGUUCCCUCGGGGGAAUGGAUUAAGCAAAUAAGGAAGGCUUCCGUGUAGAUUUUUUUCCCCCCACCUCGCCAAAGGUUUGAAUUGAAAGGAGGAAAAAAAGCAAUCAUUUAGCUGCUAUUUACAAUCGUUUGGAACACUUCCCAAUUGACAAAAUAGGCAAUAUAUCGCCUGAGUGCAGUAGGUGGAAACCUUUUCAUAGCAAGCCAUUGUAGAUUUUCUUAUACGUAUCCACUAGAAUGCUAUGUGGAAAUGAAAUAAAUGGUCAUAUUUUUAGCUACUAGAAUGAUGUUGAUAUUUUGCCUCUAAAGCAUGCUGUGUGGAGCCUGUCUGUGUAUUUAAUACAGCGGAAUGCCUGGUAGAGGACUGAGACAUAGCCACAAAAUGCCUGUGCCUGAAAAGCUGUAGUAACAUUACCCUGCUGUAACUGUUCAAAGAGGUCUGUCAGGAGGAGGAGAUGUGGGCUACUUGGCUGGAUUUGAGACAGAGAAAGCAGACAAACAGUUGCCUGCCUCUCUGUCUCUCUGCAGGUGGGAAUAAGCAAUGAGAUGGAGAGUAACAAAUAGAAAGGAAUUCAAUCCUUCAACAGAGUUGACUCUCUGAUAUGCUGCUUUCAUACUUACAUUGCAAAAAGAAAAAUGUGCAUGUAAGAAGCAGCUCCCCAUCCUUAUCCUUCAACCGAUUCCUGCACGCCCUCAGACAUUUUCUCAUGCUCUUGUGUGUUUUAGUACACACAGUAAACACUCAGUCAUGCCAGCGUUUUGCAUGUGCUUUUCACUCCUGUCAUCCUCCUCCACACUGCCAUGGAAACAGAAUUCAGCAUUCAAAUGGCUUUAUUGUCUGGGGGUAUGUGUUUGUCAGUUUGCGGAUGUGGAGUUGUUUAAGGGGGGGAGCUUCUUCUUUUUUUUUCUCCAGCCAUGGCUCCAUAAGCUUAAAUCAGAACCUCUCUGCACACACUACUUCCUCUAAUCCCCCUUUAUUAGCCUCUGACAUGAUCCUGCAUCCCUGUUGCGGUGUCAGAGGUUGUGGGAGACACUCUUCUUUGCUGCCCACUGCUACGGUGUCUACACCAUGCAAGUAGGCUCACAGGGAUGAGCAGAUGUUUAAUGGUGCAGUGGCAGAGAGGCAAAAAAACGAAGCAGAAAAGGAGAAGCUUCUCGAGUUAUGGUCCAUUGGGUAGCUGGGUGGCAGGCGGCUAAAAAAGGCUUGAGUCAUUCUCCAUAUGUGACUUGUAUUCCAAGUGCGUCAGCAGUGCGCAUAUGCUACCAGUCUGCACCUGCAAAACGUCUCAGCUUCCCAGACUGCAACCCCUUUGCUAUGUAACCAUUCGUCUUUUACCUUCAUGCCAUUCUCUUCCCUAUUCCCACACACCUUCUGUCCUUGUGUCACAUGGAUGUGAUCAUGAGAAAGCUGAUGUAUGGUGAAAGCAUGGUCGCCCUACACACAUGCACGCAUAAACAAAAUCCCACCUACUCAUGUGUCGUAGCGCUGUUUCACUUUCACACAGCCAUGCAGAGGAGCAUGUCUGCUCUUUAGUGGAAGGACGUUGGAGGGAAAACAUUUUUUUUGUGCUUGAAACAGGCAUUGGCAGUGAUGUAUAGAACUGCACGUUCUCUCCUUCUCGCUCAGAAACAUGCAGCUUCCUGGGGGGAGAGCAGAUGGCUAGGCCCAGCUCGCCACCUGCAGGCUGCUGCUGGCACGCCACGGGCAUCUCUGUGGGCAUCACUGCCGGCCCUGGCAGCCCCUAGGGCCGGGUUUCCACCCCACCCUGACUUAGCCAUCUUGACCAGCACAGACAGAACUGGCCUCCUGACAAUAACUCACUGCCCAGGCACCAUAACCAAUGCAAUAAACUAAGUAAAGAAUGUGCCAUGUCAUCAACUAAUACUGACACGAUAUGUGUUUGAGAAUGUGCCAAAUGUCUCAUGAUGACACGUUUUAAUAUUAAGUGGAGUUCUUUCUGUUUAUUUUUUUAUUGCGUUGUUUGUACAUGAAUUAUACAUUAGCAAAUGUUUUAUGGAUUUGUGAUUUGUUCUGCCAGACUAAGUCUCAAGUCAACUAGAUGCUUGUGUACAGACCAGUGCAGCUUUCGAGGGUUAUUUUAGAUCCUCUUUAUUUCUCAUUUCCCCAAAGCACAGCAAGACUUCACUGGGCACGAGAGUUUCAAUGGAAAGAUACAAGUGUGGUAUUUUCUAAAUGAAAAAAAAGUAUUUGUUUCAGGAAUUCUGGUUUACUGUAAGUCUGUGAAAUCUGUACACAAGUAUCUGGCCUUUUAAUGUGUUUGUUUUUACUGAGGGAUCAGGAUUCCCUCUGAUUGUUUCAAUAUAAAAUACAGUAUCAUGUUCAUAUCAUAUCUUCUUUAUAAGAAGACUACGCAAUGCACCUUUACUUGUGUUACUUUGACAGCAGUUUGUUUCAAAUGGCUGAGCAUUCCAGGUUUCCUGGACCAGUACAAAUAAAUAACACUACUGGCACUCUGGAAAAAAAGGGAACAAUUUCUGUCUGAUAGGAUUCAGGUGGGAAGUAGAACCUAGAAGUUUCUCUUUUUUUGUGGCUGUGCGUCUUGAUCAUCAGCACGCGAUUUCAUUAGCUUAUAAAUGGCCAGAGUGCAAAAGUGACUAGGUCCUAAAAGUCUAAAGAGUUACAACUCUACUGCAUAUCCUGUAUCGAGACAGUGAUUUAUCAUUUUGAUAAUAGCAGCUUAUUUUUGUGGAUGCUUUAGCACUUCUUACUUUGCCAGAGCAAAUUUGUGAUGAUGAACAGUUCACAAGUUCUGAUACAGUUGUCUCAAUGUGCUUGUGCAAGUAGUUCUAUUUUUUACCAAUAAAACUAUUUUGUGAAAGCAA
Messenger RNA from Labrus bergylta (ballan wrasse), 4357 nucleotides. RefSeq names its product claudin-20. Gene Ontology annotation, cellular component: bicellular tight junction; plasma membrane. The record is from RefSeq and is a predicted model, not a curated record. Gene Ontology annotation, biological process: cell adhesion; bicellular tight junction assembly. NCBI's taxonomy places the organism in Eukaryota, Metazoa, Chordata, Actinopteri, Labriformes, Labridae. Gene Ontology annotation, molecular function: structural molecule activity.